Cicer arietinum (chickpea) is the source of this 1182-nucleotide messenger RNA. RefSeq names its product transcription repressor OFP16-like. The record is from RefSeq and is a predicted model, not a curated record. Gene Ontology annotation, biological process: negative regulation of DNA-templated transcription. Lineage: Eukaryota; Viridiplantae; Streptophyta; Magnoliopsida; Fabales; Fabaceae.
ACUAAAAGUUUUCGUUGUGAUAACUCAUACACUUUCUCUCACUUUGGUGUUUGCAAUUUGCAAAAGACAGCAACCACUAUAAAACCAACCAUAUCAACCAAGCACCUUCCGCCCCUUCUUUUCAUCACUACUCUCUUACGUUUUCCACUCUAAACUAUCUAUUAUAGUUCCAAAAACUAUGACAACAACCAUACUCACAACAGAAAGAAGAAAAAGAAGAAGAAACAAUCUCAAACGACUCAACCAAUGUUUCUCAACUUUCAUACAACCUUUCACUCCUACAAUCACUUCUUCCCUUCAACAACACCAAUUUCAUCUCAACCGUCCAUCACAUUCCACCGCUACCUCCACGUCAUCAAUCAUCGUAAAAAAUUACAACACUCUCUACCACCACCACACUACCGAACUUGAACCCGAACCCAAACCCGCUGACUUCGCCACCGCCUUCGCCUCUAACCGUUUCUUUUUCUCCUCCCCCGGUCGCUCCAACUCCAUCGUCGAAUCAACUCCACCCUCCUCCUCCACAUCUUUUUCCUCGUCGUCGUUAAUUGCCACCGCGCCGGCGCCGGCAGAUAAUACCUACAAAAACAACACGAUUUUCAACGGAAGCGUUGCGGUACCGACAUACUCGCCGGACCCUUACGUGGAUUUCCGGCGAUCGAUGCAAGAGAUGGUGGAAGCGCGUCCUGAAUUGAUGAACGACGUGAAGUCGAAUUGGGACACAUUGCAUGAACUUCUUCUUAGCUAUCUUGCGCUUAAUCCAAAGAGCACACACAAAUUCAUUCUCGGUGCUUUUUCUGAUCUUAUCGUUACCCUCAUGUCAUUCUCUUCUUCUUGUUCUUAUCCUCAGCCACCGCAUAAUUCCAACCAUAACGGUGGCGGUGACGGUGACUGUGGGUGUUAAUUGCAAAAUUUGAAAUUGUUGUUUCUCAAUUACAAUUUCUAAAAUAGCAUCGCAAAUGUAAUUUGGCACGCAUCAACGCAUUUACAUGUAUUUUUCGGCAAUAUAAAGUGAACAGUAUAAUUGCAACUGUAAUUUAGGAAGAAAUUUAGAUAUAGUUAUUAAUGAAUGAAAGGGUGCAUGUGCAUGUGUAAUUUGAAAAAUGUAACGUGGUGCCAGAUGAUCAUUGUCUCAUCAUUUUGAUUAAUUAUUAUUAUUACCACUAAAUUCUUAACCACUCA